Messenger RNA from Octopus sinensis (East Asian common octopus), 695 nucleotides. RefSeq lists its product as uncharacterized. Bases 255 to 695 code for a protein of 146 amino acids. The record is from RefSeq and is a predicted model, not a curated record. Lineage: Eukaryota; Metazoa; Mollusca; Cephalopoda; Octopoda; Octopodidae. The transcript has 2 exons.
AACCCUCGGGACAUCAGUUGUUAGAUAACCAUUCUAGUUACAAUGAUGGGGUGCAGGACCGUAGCCAUCACUCUCUUACAGAUAAUGCUCAACACCACCAGUACCUAGGUUCUGUUCGUGCUACAUAUGAAUCAGGUUCUGAUCAGGUGCAUUCAGUUAACAGUGACAACCAUCAAGUAUUGACUAACCGGCCUAAUUAUGAAACACUUAUAGACAGAAGACACUCUCUGCCAUCAGAUAACCAUAAUCAGAAAAUGAUGGACCUUAAUGAAGAGUCAAAUAAAGCUCUUUUACUGAAUGCUAAGCAAUAUUCACUCACAUCUAGCCUUAUUGAUCCUCAGAUGAUUAAAUAUGAAUAUCAAGAUUUGUCAGGAAAGGGGUCAAACCAGAAUGACAAUUUAAUAUAUGAAGAUACUUUUGUUGGAUCCUAUGAUAAGAUGUUGUCAUGCUCUUUAGAAAGUCAGGUACUGAAUCAAAAUGGCAUAGUGGAUUCUAUCUCCAAUGAAUUGUUCUAUCCAAAAGACUCACGUAUGUCACCAGAAGAUGUGGCUUUAUCAAAUAAAAUGUUGGUGUCAUCACCUUCCAUGAUGGCGAGACAGGGACAUAAUGUUGGACUUGGAGAUGCUGAUGGAAGUAAAUUGACAGUUUAUCCCAAAGAAAAUUUAGGUAGAAUGGAUACUGCUAUAAAAAUGUGA